Volvox carteri f. nagariensis is the source of this 2358-nucleotide messenger RNA. RefSeq lists its product as uncharacterized. The transcript has 4 exons. Lineage: Eukaryota; Viridiplantae; Chlorophyta; Chlorophyceae; Chlamydomonadales; Volvocaceae. Bases 1 to 2358 code for a protein of 785 amino acids. The record is from RefSeq and is a predicted model, not a curated record.
AUGGCAGCCAUGACCACGGGCUCCAUCUGCCUCAGUUCGGGUUCGGCUUCAACAUUGACCUCCGGGGGCUCGCGACCCGAGUCAGGAUGCUGGCAGCAGCAGCAGCAGCAGCAGCAAGUGCACAACAAUCACGGUCAUCCUCACAAUCAGCUGUACGACGCCACGCCAAUGUCACCGCGGCGGAACGACCUCGCAGCGUCACCGGCGUCGCAGAUGAGCCGUCGCGGCUCCGCCGCUGGCGGCGGCAGGCCGCCGCCGUCGACGCCGCCGUUGGCGCUCAAGGUGCUGCUGCCCGGCUCCAGCGGCGACUUCAGCGACGCUGCCGAUGCCGUUGCCGAUGUGCUCGGUAGCAGCAGCUUGGGUUGUGGCGGCGGCGGCGGCGGCGGCAGCGCCGCUGUGAUGUCGAGCGCUCCUCCUCUCCAUCACCCCCACAUUAACCACCAGCCGCUGCCGUCCCUGGUGCCCGAUGGCGACGACGACUUCAAUCAGGACCCACAGCAGCUCUUGCUGCUAGCCCGCCCGCCGCCCAGUGCCUCCCGCAGCCGCAGCCGAGCUCCGGGCUCCCCUCACCCUCAGGGGCCCCUCAACCACCAAAACCACCACCACCAGCAUCAACAGAACCAACCAGAGCCGACCAGUUGGGGGCUGGGAUUGGAGGCGGUGAGGUCAACGGGGUCAAGGACGGGGACAGCCGGGGCUGGAAUGGGCUUACUUUCCUCCCGCUUGCCUAGCAGUGGUUGUGGUAGCACCAGCACCAGCAACGCACCCCCCGGGACCGAGCCACGGGGAAUGCAGCUGCCCAGCACUCCCAGCGGCAGCUGCAGGUCAGUCCCAGAUCGCAGCCUUCGAGUGGGUUCUUCUGAGGCAACCCAGCAGCAGCAGCCGCAGCGAUCGUCCUCGCUCUUGGGUAGCAGGGGCGCCGCGUUGGGGGUUGAAGCUGGCGGCGGUGCAGCAGCCACAGCCGCUGGUGUUGCUCCUGCAGUGCUGGCGGCAGCGGAACCGCGAGUCAGCUCGUCGUCGUACAAGUCCCAGAUGCGGCGGCUGCAAGGGGCGGUUUCGGCGCUGGGCGGUGGCGGUGUGGAGGAUGGCUGUCUGGGGGACGACAAUUUCGAUGGCGCGGGGAACGCGGAGGAUGACGGUGGCAAUGCAGGCGGUUGUUGCGGGGCCGGUGCACAGCGGCUCACGCAGCUGCGGGAGCAGUCAAGUGGCGGAAGCUCGUUGGACGAUGCGGCGCCGCCGCGGCGGGCUGGAACUACCGCCUGGGGACCCUUAGCGGAGAGCGCACCAGGCAGCCUGGGGCCCGGGGGGAGCUUCGCCGACGUCUUUGGCGGUCACGUUGCCUCCGGACCACUUUCCUCACCCUCCUCGCGCACUGCGAAACCCGCUACAGCAAGUAAUGGCACCGGGACUGGCACCAGCAUCGGCUACUCCCGGCGGUCGCCCGCAGCAAGCAGCUCCCCUGUGCAGCCUCCGCAGCCCUCGGUCCUCCGCUGGCCCUUGGGCUCUGCUGCGGCAGCCAUCUCCGCCUCCGGCACCGCGUCCCCAUAUCAGGAGGUUAGCGCGCCGCCCCUGCAGCCGCAUCCUCCCUCCACCACAAGUAUGACCAUCCACAGCACCGGCAGCAGUCGUAGCGUCGGCCUCGCAGUUGCCGUGGGUGCUCUUUUGCCGGCCAAUCCGUCAAUACGACCAUCGCCUGCAGCAGCAGAAGCCGCGACGACGGCCACGAAGGCGACUGCUCCGAAACCGCCGCCGCUGCAGCGUCUGCCUAGCCAGAGCAUUGGCUUUUCGCGGCGUCCUGAGGACUUGCCCGCGGCACCUAGUCCCUUCAACUCGCGUAGCCUGGCGAGGGGCUGCGGCGGGUGCAGCAGCAGCAGCAGCGGCGGCGGCGGCGGCGGCGGCGGUACCAACAGCACGCCGGCCAGCUGGUGCAGCCCACGCACGCCGCCGUCGCCGGCCGCAUCCGACGCUGCCGGUCGCUCAGGGUAUUCGCGGCGGCUGGAAGAUUUGCCGGCGGCCCCCUCUCCGGGUCAAUCUCGGAGCCUACGACCGGAUUCAUCGCGGGCCGUGUUUCGCAGCCACGCGAGCGGCCCGGCCAAGGGCUCCGUUACCUCGCCUGUACCGCCGGCGCCGGGGGCUUGGGGCCAGCCUAUCGGCGGUGGCGGCGGCGGCGGCGGCUUGGUAUUAAGUCUUGGCUCGCCGUCUCCAGUGGCGACAUCAUCGUCGCCGUUGUCGUGCGGCGCAGCGAGCAGCGGCCAGCCGCUGCCGCGGCAGCAUCAGCAUCAGCAGCGGGGCUUGCAGGCGGAUGGGAGUACCGAUGACGUCAUCGACUUGCCCGUAGUGCAAGGCGACAUCAAGUAG